AUGGCGCUGAAGGCUGUUUUACUGCAAACUCCAGUCACAGAUUUUCAGUUGAGAAUCCAAAUUAUGAAAAAAGCCAAUGGCUGGAAACCAUUUCUAUACGAUGUAACAUAUACACGAGUACGUCUUACAAAUAUUGUGUGUACAAAUUUGGAUCCUUCAUUUUCCAUCAUUGAACACUGUAAAUUGGUUGCUGUUUCCAGGGAUGUUAAUUAUAUGACCGGAAAGGUCAUAUUGCUGCAAAUUCCAAUCACAGAUUUUCAGUUAAGAAUCCAAAUUAUGAAAAAAGCCAAUGGCUGGAAACCAUUUCUCUACGACAUGACGGUUGGAUGUAAUUUUACCAAAAAAUUAAAUCCCAUUACUAAGUUGAUAUGGCAUGCAGUUCAGAAUGUGACAAAUAUUAAACAUGAUUGCCCAUAUAAUCAAAACCUGGAGGCUGAUCAUUUAAGCAAUUUAUUUGUGGCGAAGGCUUUAUUGGGUUUGCCAGUUCCUCCCGGAGAAUAUGCAUUUUUUACCACUUGGAAGGCAUAUAAUGUAACUCGAGCAACAGCAAAUUUUUAUGGAGUUUUUUAUUAG
Molecule: messenger RNA, 573 nt
Organism: Calliphora vicina (urban bluebottle blowfly)
Lineage: Eukaryota; Metazoa; Arthropoda; Insecta; Diptera; Calliphoridae
Exons: 5
Coding region: 1-573 (190 amino acids)
Source: RefSeq, a predicted model, not a curated record